This is a messenger RNA of Dichomitus squalens LYAD-421 SS1, 3099 nucleotides long. RefSeq names its product argonaute-like protein. Gene Ontology annotation, molecular function: protein binding; RNA binding. The coding region runs from base 21 to 2834 and encodes 937 amino acids. The transcript has 16 exons. Lineage: Eukaryota; Fungi; Basidiomycota; Agaricomycetes; Polyporales; Polyporaceae. The record is from RefSeq and is a predicted model, not a curated record.
GUCUCUCUUAAAUCUGUUCAAUGCCUCCUCGUGUAGCUCCAGGCGCUAGUGGCGGCGGCGGUCGCGGCCGGGGAAGGGGUGGAGGCCCCUCUGAUCGCGCUGCAGGCGGCCCUCGAGGUGGCGCCGUUCGUGGUGGCUUCAGAGGUCGCAUCACUCCUGGACCUGCAGCCGCCGGUCGCGUCCCGGGAGGCCAACUGCCGGACACCAGCUCCCACAUCACCACCAUCGGUGUCAAACGGCCAUCCUUUGGUCAGAGUGGUCGUGCUUUGGGUGUCUGGACCAAUCAUUACGAGGUGAAGAUACCCGAGGCCAAUAUUCAUCACUACGAUGUAGUCAUCUCCCCGUCUGAGAAGACGUUGCCUGCUCGAUUGAACAUGGAGAUUAUCAAGAGGCUGCAGUCCGACAUUGCUCCGGACGUGUUUACCCCUCGUGCCGUGUACGACGGCCGCAAGAACAUGUUUGCUGCUCGCGAGCUUCCUUUCCCUUCAGGGUCCCAAGAGUUCAGCUUCACACUGUCGGACCCCGCCUCUCCAGGUGAAGGUGGUGGUGAGGGAAGACGCGGCCCCAAGACCUACAAAGUCAAGCUCACUCACGUUGCUACAAUCAACCCCGAGGUACUCGCUCGCUUCCUACAGGGUAAACAGUCUCACGACAAUGCAGUCCUAACUGCAAUCACUGCCUUGAACGUGGUGAUUCGCAUGGAGCCUACCCUGCAUUACCCGUUCAACGUGCGAUCCUUCUUCACCAACCUCGAGACUUCCGCGAUCGGCGCCGGCAUCGUCCUCUGGCGCGGCUACUUCCAAUCUGUGCGGCCUGCGAUUGGCCGAAUGCUCAUCAACGUGGACAUUUCCACCGCGGCCAUGUAUAAACCAGGGCCUGCCAUUGAUGCCGCCCUGGAGUUCCUCGGUGUGACGCCGAGGGGCCCGCUCGCGCUCUCCCCGAGGCACGGCUUCCCUGACCGUGAGCUGAUCAGGCUGCAGCGGUACCUUUCAGGCGUCCGCGUGCAUGUGGACAUCCCCGGACGCCCCGCCGCUGCUCGUCGCCCCGCCCGUGUCAUUAAGAAGCUCACUAGGGCGGGCGCCAGCCAGCUCUCGUUCACACAGCGUGACGGCCGGAGCAUCACUGUGGCCCAGUACUUCGAAGCGACGCACAACUAUAAGCUUCGCUUCCCUGACAUCGUCUGCGUUGAGCUUGGCUCGGGGGCGAUCAUCCCCAUGGAAUGCUGCACUAUUCCGGAGGGCCAGAUUAUGCGGAAGCAGGUGCCGCCCGAGAAGACCAAGGAUGUCUUGAACUUCGCGACGAAGAGGCCGCACGAGCGGCUCAACAGCAUCCGCCAGGCUCUCGGUGUUCUGAACUACGGCCAAUCCGAAUACGUUAGGCACUUCGGCAUGGAAGUUAGCCCGAACGCGGACGUUCUAUCCCUCCAGGCGCGCAUCCUCGACCCGCCGACUCUCAUGUACGGCCAGGGAAGCCGUCAGCCUACCAUCACGCCGCGCGAUGGCGCAUGGAACAUGGUCGACAAGAAGUUCCACCGGCCGGCCGCUAUCAACCGAUGGGUCGUCGUCGUCUACGAGCGUGAACAGCGCUUCAACAGGGAGACCGCUCGGGAGAUGGUCAGGGGUCUUCUGGAGGGCUUCGCCGCUGUCGGCAUGAGGGUCAACGAGACCGAUCCUGUCAUCAUCCACGACCGGCCACAGAAGAUCUACGAUUCUCUUCAAGCGGCUGGAUUGAGGUGCAUCGAGAAGCACGGCGGCGGCGGUCCCGGACCCGACCUCAUCGUUGUCGUCCUUCCCGAAUCUUCUGCCGAUAUGUAUCAGGCUGUCAAACACUUCGGCGACAUCCAGCGCGGUGUCGCUACGCAAUGCUUGAGGAGCAACAAAUGCAAUCGCGCGAACAAGCAGUAUUUCGCAAACGUCCUCCUCAAAAUCAAUCCCAAGCUCGGCGGCAUCAAUGUCAUCCCCGACCCACGAUCCGUUCCGGUCCUCACCGACCCGCGCAACCCCACGAUAGUGAUGGGUGCGGAUGUCAUUCACCCCGCUCCGGGCGCCGACGGCCGUCCGUCGUUCACGGCCCUGGUGGGCAACGUCGACUCUGAGACGGCGAAGUACGUCGCAGACUGUCGCGUCCAAACCUCGCGCCAGGAGAUGAUCGAUGAUCUCGAGGCCAUGGCGACAAAGCAUAUCGACAUGUACAAGAAGUACCGUCUUAAUGUCGAGAAGAAGUCGCCCGCAGACCCCAAGCGAGUCAUCUUCUAUCGUGACGGUGUCUCGGAAGGCCAGUUCCAACACGUCCUGGACAUCGAACUACCUCAGUUGAAGAGGGCUCUCGCGAAUAACAAUGUGAACGCGAAGAUCACUGUGAUCGUGGUCGGCAAGCGCCACCACGUUCGCUUCUUCCCGCAGAGAAGGGACGAUGCGGAUAGGAGCGGCAACUGCCCUGCCGGAACUGUCGUCGACCGUGAUAUCACGCACCCCACGGAAUUCGACUUCUACUUGCAGAGCCACAGCGGGCUGCUCGGAACGUCUCGCCCUGCGCACUACAACGUGCUCUAUGACGAGAACGAGUUCACUGCGGAUGCCCUGCAAGCGCUCUCGUUCGCGCUGUGUCACGUCUACGCCCGGUCUACCCGCUCGGUUUCUAUUCCUGCCCCUGUUUACUAUGCGGACAUCGUGUGCUCGCGCGCUAAGAACCAUUAUAGCCCCGACGGCGACUUCGACCUGACCGAGUCUGGCACGCAGCUCGAUUCUGCUGACGCGGGUCGCCAGCUCGAGGCCUACAAGGCGAACUUCAGGCCCUUGCACAACAAUUCGAAGAGGUUGAUGUACUUCACUUAGGGCCUCCACCCUCGGUCGCCACCGUCUCCAAGUUCAAGUUGUUGUCAGGACCGGGCUAGGGUAGAACAGUCACGGACCCCGUUGUGCCGUCGUGUUGCCGUUGUGCUCAUGCUGUAUCGUCUUCUCCUGCUGCCCUUGCUAUCCCCGUCUUCUCGUCAUCGCUAAGCUUGAAAUGUCGUUGUUUUCGUCGUCCUGCAUCUCGUGUUACGGAUUCCCCCAUCCCACCCUAUUCCCCACACCCACUGCAUUCCCCGUUAUGUCUUCC